Lactuca sativa (garden lettuce) is the source of this 465-nucleotide messenger RNA. RefSeq lists its product as uncharacterized. NCBI's taxonomy places the organism in Eukaryota, Viridiplantae, Streptophyta, Magnoliopsida, Asterales, Asteraceae. The record is from RefSeq and is a predicted model, not a curated record. Gene Ontology annotation, biological process: cytoplasmic translational elongation. Gene Ontology annotation, molecular function: structural constituent of ribosome. Gene Ontology annotation, cellular component: ribosome; cytosolic large ribosomal subunit.
AUGGCAAUUAUAAUGAUCAUAUUCAAUAAUGCAGUUGGAGCUGAUGCUGAUGAAGAUAGAAUUGAAUUACUCUUGUCGGAGGUUAAGGGUAAAGAUAUCACCGAAUUGACUGCAUCUGGAAGGGAGAAGUUGGCUUCUGUUCCUUCAGGUGGCAGUGGUGGUGUUGCAGUUGCCGCUACAGGUGGUAAUGGUGCUGCUCCCGCUGCAACUGCUGCAGCUGAGCUAAAGAAAGAGGAGAAAGUUGUAGAGAAAGAAGAGUCCGAUGAUGAUAUGGGAUUCAGUUUGUUUGACUGAGGAUGGUAUGAAGCAUGUUCUUUUGUGGUUUUUGGAUAUGAUUUUUUGGUAGUAUUUUGUUAGUGUCAUCUUCAAAUGAAGAAUUUUGUAAGACCUUGCAAAAGUUUCUUUUUAGUUUUUAUACAUCAAAUGUUUUUUAACAUAGUUUUAUAUGACCUUUACUUUUGUUAA